Ficedula albicollis (Collared flycatcher) is the source of this 869-nucleotide messenger RNA. It is a transcript of the gene IFT43, whose product is annotated as intraflagellar transport 43. NCBI's taxonomy places the organism in Eukaryota, Metazoa, Chordata, Aves, Passeriformes, Muscicapidae. Bases 152 to 733 code for a protein of 193 amino acids. The transcript has 9 exons. Gene Ontology annotation, cellular component: intraciliary transport particle A; cilium. The record is from RefSeq and is a predicted model, not a curated record. Gene Ontology annotation, biological process: intraciliary retrograde transport.
CCCCGUGAGGGCACCGCGCCUCGCUGCGGGGCGGGGCGCCACGGCACGGCACGGCCCUGCCUGAGCUCCGCUCCCUGCGGUGAGACGGCCUUCGUCAGUAACUGGUGUCCUCUGCUCCUUCGUGUUUCCCCCUGCACUACAGGUACUAAAGAUGGGCCGUCGAGCCCGACAAGACCUCUUUGCAGAUGAAAACCUCAGCAGGAAGAAUUCCCCGUCUGCUUCUCUCGGAGAGGAUGAAGACUCUCAGGAAAAGGUUGACCAUGUUCCACCCCCUAAACCCCCACGGCGGCAAGGAGGCUGGGCAGAUGAUCCUGUACUGGCACCUACCAAGUCAGGAAGAAAGCAUGCAGAAGAAGUAGAAGACCAUCGUCUCAGACAGCAGAGCCUGGAGGCAUCAGAUGAUGGAGGAGACAUUCCUGUGAUCCCUGACUUGGAGGAUGUCCAGGAGGAAGAUCUUGCCAUGCAAGUGGCAGCUCCCCCCAGUGUGCAGGUGAACCGAGUGCUGACCUACCAUGACCUGGACAAAGAUCUAAUGAAAUAUGCUGCCUUCCAGACUCUGGAUGGGGAGGUAGACCUGAAGCUCCUCACCAAAGUUUUGGCUCCAGAGCAUGAACUACGAGAGGAUGAUGUCAGCUGGGAUUGGGACCAUCUCUUCACAGAAGUGUCAUCAGAACUAGUGACUGAGUGGGACCUGGGACAGUCAGAGAGGGAGGACCACCUCAAUGUCCCAUAGAACUCUGACACACCAGAUGUCUCAUACAUCCAUCUCCUGUAAAUAGUUAAGCACUUUAAUUUUCUAUUCACUUGUUUGUAUUUGAGAAUUUAUUUCAGACAUAAAAUAAAUAGGACCUUGCUUCAUAGAAAAAUUG